Messenger RNA from Caenorhabditis angaria, 526 nucleotides. NCBI's taxonomy places the organism in Eukaryota, Metazoa, Nematoda, Chromadorea, Rhabditida, Rhabditidae. The record is from the annotation of a GenBank genome assembly.
AUGGUUGACCGUAAAGCUGUUAUCAAGAACGCUGAUAUGUCCGAUGACAUGCAACAAGAUGCCAUCGAUUGUGCCACCCAAGCACUUGAAAAGUGAGUUAUAUGCUUUAAUUAUGCAUUAUUACACUUGGUCGAUUUCAUCCACGUUUCAAUUCAUUUCCUUUCCUCUCCUUGAUCUUUCUUUUCUAUAUUUAUUUAUAACACUUUUGCGAAAGUGUAAAGUGGACACAUGUUGGGUGGCAAUAUAAUAAUGGGAAAAUGAUAUGUGCUCCUCGAGAAUUAUAACAUUUUAUAUUAAUUUUCAGGUACAACAUCGAAAAAGAUAUUGCCGCUUACAUCAAGAAGGAAUUCGACAAAAAGUACAACCCAACUUGGCAUUGUAUUGUUGGAAGAAACUUUGGAAGGUUGGUAUUCAAUUUGAAAACCUAAAAAUCUCAUAUUUUUCCAGUUACGUCACACACGAAACCAAACACUUCAUCUACUUCUACCUUGGACAAGUUGCAAUUCUUUUGUUCAAAUCAGGAUAA